Molecule: messenger RNA, 887 nt
Organism: Coccinella septempunctata (seven-spotted ladybird)
Lineage: Eukaryota; Metazoa; Arthropoda; Insecta; Coleoptera; Coccinellidae
Exons: 3
Coding region: 126-545 (139 amino acids)
Source: RefSeq, a predicted model, not a curated record
GGUUACUUGUGUUUUUAUUAUAUGGCUGUGGGUGUGGUGUAUUAUUCAUCUUGUUGAUUAGUUUUAAUAAGGACUGGUUUAAAUUUAGAAGAUUGGAAGUCUUCUAGAAAUUUUAUUGAAUAAAAAUGAAGCUGUUUCCAAUUUUGUUAGCAACAAUUUUAGUCAGCGUUGCCUCUGCCUUAGAAUGUUAUGUUUGUGACAACCAAGAAAACAAUAAUGGAAAAUGCACCAAUACAAUCAAAAUAUGUGAUUAUGGAGAGGAUACUUGUCUAACAGAAUUGAAGUGGGGUAGUACCCCAUACUGGCAAGAAGGUGCCUUGAAACAAUAUUACAUAUCAAAAAGAUGUUCAACAAAAAAUAAGUGCCUUAAAUAUAAGUAUAGCAAUAUGGCAUAUUGCACACACAUUUGGUGGCAAGAUUGGAGGUGUUCUGAAUGUUGCAAGGGUGAUCGCUGCAAUUAUUAUAUCAUCUCUGGCGCAAGUCGAACCCAUAUGCCAGUGUCCAUUAUUUUAGCAGCAAUAUUCACAGCCCGCAGUAUUUUAUAGUGAGUGCAUUAUGUGUUGUUUAAUUCAAUAAUUCUGGAGAUAGUUUGAUGAAAAGCUAUGAAUUCAUGAAAUGGGGAACUCGUGUUAUAAAUAAAUUAAAGGUUCACUUUUAAUCAAGCUGAAACUAAAUACAGAAUUCAUUGUGCCUAAAUAUCAGAACCUUUUUUGAAAAAUAAUGAAUCUAGUUUUAUAGCAUCGUCCUUUUCUGUAUUUAAGCAAAUUAGUAUGUAUAUAUUUAUAUGAAAGGUGAUCUAUUAAGGGAAACAACCAUUGAAAUACAAGCAGAAUCUAUACAGAUUGCGAAAAUGCCACUCCAAACAGGGAUUUCCACUAGAAGAAGAG